AGCCUUUUGUUGAAAAGGGUCCUUCUCAUUUGUGUGAGUCAUGCUUUUGCUGUGAGCGAGUUGGCAGCUCUAAGCAGGACUGGGAUCUCUGUCAUAGAAAACUGUUACUUCACCCAACCUUAACGUGGAACCAAAAGAAAUUUCUUAAAUAUAUCUAUUUUUUUGUUCUUCCUUAUACUCCUUGCUUUUUUACCCCAAAAUCUUGUUAUCUGUCCGUGUUGCUAUGAAUCGCCUGCUAUGUUAGCACAGGCAUCUCCUGCGUUGGCAUCAGAUUUGCCAGAACAUAUGCAGGAAACUAGAUAGAAGGGCAUGCUUCAACGUACCAAGUAUAACCGCUUCAGGAAUGAUUCGGUGACAUCAGUUGAUGAUCUUAUUCACAAUUUGUCCAUGAACAGCAAGGUCUCAGCAGUUGCUACGACUUCAACAGCACCUUCAUACCUGGUCUCGCCAGAGGUUCUCCGCAAGGACCAAGAAGAUGGACCCACAACCCUGUGUACCCUCAUCCAUAAAGUGUCCCACUUGAAACUCUCUAACACAGGCAACCUUUUGGGUAUCAAAAACCUGUCCUCUGCAGUAAAGGAGCUUGCUGUCUCCAAGUUGCAGGGAAGCUCGAGUGCUUCUAGCUCAGCAGCAGGAGCUUCAGACAACACAUGUAACCUUGUCUCUGCUACUUCGUGUUCUCAGCAGGACGUGAGCAAGAUGAGUAUGGGGAAAAAAACACCAUCAGAGGAAAUGCACCCGGGAGGUGAAGACUGGAAUCAAAGUAGCAGCUUUGUCAAUAAACCCUCUCGAGGAUGGCUGCACUCGAGUGAGAAGAUCCUGGGACCUGGUGUGACGUACAUUGUGAAGUACUUGGGGUGUAUAGAAGUCUUACGCUCAAUGAGAUCUCUUGACUUCAAUACGAGAACACAGAUUACAAGGGAAGCAAUCAGUCGUGUUUGUGAAGCUGUGCCUGGCGCCAAAGGAGCCUUCAAGAAACGAAAGCCACCAAGCAAAGUUCUUUCUAGCAUCUUGGGAAAAAGUAAUCUUCAGUUUGCAGGAAUGAGCAUAAUGCUGAAUAUCUCCACCACCAGCUUAAACCUAAUGACUCCUGAUACAAAACAGAUCAUAGCAAAUCACCAUAUGCAAUCUAUCUCCUUUGCAUCUGGAGGUGAUCCGGAUACAACUGACUAUGUUGCAUAUGUAGCUAAAGAUCCUGUUAAUCGGAGAGCUUGUCAUAUACUGGAAUGCUGUGAUGGCCUUGCCCAGGAUGUCAUCAGCACCAUAGGGCAGGCAUUUGAGCUUCGAUUUAAGCAAUACUUAAGGUGCCCCUCUAAGAUACCUACUUUCCACGAUAGGGUGCAGAGUUUUGAUGAGUCGUGGAUGGAGGAAGAGAGUGAGGUAGCAGAACAUCCCUAUUACAACAACAUCCCAAAUAAAAUGCCCCCUCCUGGUGGUUUCAUUGAUGCCAGACUCAAAGCAAGGAUUCCCACUGCUGCAGACACAGCUCAGUCUGCAGCAGGAGUAGGAAGAGAGCGAAUCUAUUACCAAAGUCGUCACUUAGGAGACAAAUUCAAUGAAGACUGGCAUCAUGAGCCUGUUAAGCAAGGAUCUCUGGAUAUUUAUAGUGUGCCGGAAGGGAGAUCACAAGUAACUCCAACAGCAGAGAUGCCAACUUACGUGAACACUCAGCAUAUGAAUAUGGAAGCUCUACUGGCACUUCAGGCAGAUGCUGAAAGUACCUUCAGUGGAAACACAGAUAAUACCAAAGAGAGUAGCCCUGGAAAGGAUCUGUUCGACAUGAAACCAUUUGAAGAUGCCCUCAAGAACCAAACUCCUGAGCCUGUGUUGAAUAAAUCCACUUCCAUUGAAUGUACUAGUCCUCUUUUAUCCAGAGCUGCUGACUGGACUACAAUGCAAGAGCUAAGUACAGAGCCAUGGUAUCAAGGAGAGAUGAGCAGGAAAGAAGCAGAACAGCUGUUAAAGAAAUGUGGAGAUUUCCUUGUGAGAAAAAGUACCACAAAUCCAGGCUCCUAUGUGCUGACAGGCAUGCAAAAUGGACAAGCCAAGCAUCUUCUUUUGGUGGAUCCAGAAGGAACCGUUCGUACAAAAGACCGUGUCUUUGACAGCAUAAGUCAUCUCAUCAAUCAUCACCUUGAGAAUAAUUUGCCAAUAGUUUCUUCUGGGAGUGAACUCUGCUUGCAGCAGCCUGCUGAGAGGAAACACUGACUCCAGAUAACUCUUAGUUUUUGUAACUUGCAAGUUAUAACUGGUGGAAAUUGCAGAUCUGAAAACAUGUAUGUAAAAAAAAAAAAAAAAAAGAAAAAAAAAAGGACACAAAAAAAAACCACCAACAACAAAAAAACACCCACCAUAUUCCCAUAUAUUUCACCAGUAUAUUUUCUUUAGGUUUAAGAAGCCCUAUUUCACACAGUUUACUUGACAAUUCUCAAUGCUUCAUGUGGACUUGAAGUCACAACAGAAGGUUUUCUUAAAAAGUAAUUUCAAUAAAAUUGUUCUGAUCCUCAAUUGUGAAUAUUGAUAGUGUGUAUAUAUAUACACAUAAUAUAUAAAUACAGUAUAUAUUUAUAUUUUUCAAGUCAGUCUGUUGAUGGUAUAGAACUAAUCUUCUGUGCCAUGUGUUUUUAACAGAAGAAAAAUGCCAAUUGUGAUUGUUCAGAUAAAAAUAGAAUACAGCAGUCUCAAUUUCUUGAGAAAACAAAUAUUGGGCAUCUUAUUUAUGAUUUUAUGUAAGAAGCACAAUUAUGGGGAUUACAGUUGGAACAUGUUGGUUAAGUACCAUGGAAGGAGACUGAAUUCAGCAACGUGUAUUCCAACUCAGAAAUUUAGCAUAAAAGGAUUUUUUUUUAAAAGCAUUAUUCAGUGUCACAGAUAUCAAAAGCACUUUCUUUCUGAUGUCAAGUCUGAAUUACUAUAUGAUAUUACCCAAAGCAUUUGUAUCUUGCUUUAACAAUGAUUUGGUGUGAUCUCUCUGUGUAAAAGGUGUAUGCAUUUGAUUUUUCUAAUGAUAAUACAACAAUAUUCUGCAACUUUAAUUUGUUAAUUUGAAUGGUAAGGUUAUUUAUAAAUAGUUCUCUGGUUGUGGUGAAGAUCUAGGUGUCCUUGACUAUCAGUUUCCAGUGAGAUGUUAUAUACUGAUUAGGCAAGUUUCAGUAACUUGUAAUUAGUAGGUUUAAUGCAAGACAUAUGUGGCUGGUUAAAGACAUAUCUGAAAAAUCUUUUAGUCUUAUGGAUAGUGAAAACUAUUAUGACUCAGUGAUCAGUUUUGCAAAUGAUGUCAUUUGCAUUUUUCUAGUUAUUAGGUGCCUCUUCCCAAAGUAUAACUUGACUUUGACCUUCAGCAAGAGAUAGGUAUUGCAAAUAUACAGCUUUUCUCUAAAUAUGAAGUUUAAAAUAUACAUAUACACUAAAGAUGCAUUUCUGACAGAUGUGUCCUUGUCUUUUGGUACUGGGAAUUGUUUUAAUGAAGGUCUGUACUGUUCAAAUGCAAGCAAUAUAUUAAUUUGUUUUCCUGUUUUAUGAGCCUUAGUUCUUAUUUAUGUAAAAUUAUCGAGACAAAUUUAAUAGACACAGUUCCUAUAAUGGCAAAGUUUGGGACAGAGCUAGGAUUUAGCCUUCAGCAUUCAAAGGUCUUCUCUAGCAGAAGCAUCUCAAAUCAAAUCAUCAGACUUGAUUUACAGUGGCCAAAAGUUAGCAGGAUAAGUCUAGGUUAAACACCUGCCUGUCCUCGAGUAGUCAGAUUUGUUUUUAAGAAUUUUUUUAAGUCUAAGAAUUUUUUAAAUUAA
This is a messenger RNA of Cygnus olor (mute swan), 3785 nucleotides long. It is a transcript of the gene SHC3, whose product is annotated as SHC adaptor protein 3. Lineage: Eukaryota; Metazoa; Chordata; Aves; Anseriformes; Anatidae. Gene Ontology annotation, biological process: cell surface receptor protein tyrosine kinase signaling pathway; intracellular signal transduction. Bases 310 to 2208 code for a protein of 632 amino acids. The transcript is spliced from 12 exons. The record is from RefSeq and is a predicted model, not a curated record. Gene Ontology annotation, cellular component: plasma membrane. Gene Ontology annotation, molecular function: receptor tyrosine kinase binding.